Messenger RNA from Molossus molossus (Pallas's mastiff bat), 3170 nucleotides. It is a transcript of the gene FARSB, whose product is annotated as phenylalanyl-tRNA synthetase subunit beta. The transcript has 17 exons. Gene Ontology annotation, cellular component: cytoplasm; phenylalanine-tRNA ligase complex. Bases 19 to 1788 code for a protein of 589 amino acids. Gene Ontology annotation, molecular function: ATP binding; phenylalanine-tRNA ligase activity; RNA binding. Gene Ontology annotation, biological process: phenylalanyl-tRNA aminoacylation. NCBI's taxonomy places the organism in Eukaryota, Metazoa, Chordata, Mammalia, Chiroptera, Molossidae. The record is from RefSeq and is a predicted model, not a curated record.
CAGUGCGCCCCACUCGCCAUGCCGACUGUCAGCGUGAAGCGUGAUCUGCUCUUCAAAGCUUUGGGCCGGACCUACACUGACGAAGAAUUUGAUGAACUAUGUUUUGAAUUUGGCCUGGAACUUGAUGAAAUCACUUCUGAGAAGGAAAUUAUAAGUAAAGAACAAGGUAUUGAAAAGGCAGAGGGGGCAUCUACUGUCAUUCUUUACAAAAUUGAUGUCCCUGCCAAUAGAUAUGAUCUCCUGUGUCUGGAGGGAUUGGUUCGAGGACUUCAAGUCUUUAAAGAAAGGAUAAAGGCUCCAGUAUAUAAACGGGUAAUGCCGAAUGGAGAAAUCCAGAAAUUGAUCAUCACAGAAGAGACAGCUAAAAUACGCCCUUACGCCGUAGCAGCAGUUCUCCGAAAUAUCAAGUUUACUAAAGAUCGCUAUGACAGCUUCAUUGAACUUCAGGAGAAGCUGCAUCAGAACAUUUGCAGGAAAAGAGCAUUGGUUGCUAUCGGUACCCAUGAUUUGGACACUUUGUCAGGCCCAUUUACUUUUACUGCGAAGCGACCUUCAGAUAUCAAAUUCAAACCUCUAAAUAAGACAAAGGAGUAUACAGCCUGUGAACUGAUGAACAUAUACAAGACUGACAACCACCUUAAACAUUACUUACACAUCAUUGAAAAUAAACCUCUGUACCCAGUUAUCUAUGAUAGCAAUGGUGUCGUCCUUUCAAUGCCUCCAAUCAUCAAUGGAAAUCAUUCCAAAAUAACAGUAAAUACUAGAAAUGUAUUUAUCGAAUGCACAGGAACUGACUUUACUAAGGCAAAAAUAGUUCUUGAUAUUAUUGCCACCACGUUCAGUGAAUAUUGUGAGAAUCAGUUUACGGUUGAAGCAGCUGAGGUGGUUUUUCCUAAUGGAAAAUCAUACACCUUUCCAGAACUGGCUUACCGAAAGGAGAUGGUGAGAGCUGACCUAAUUAACAAAAAGGUUGGAAUCAGAGAAACUCCGGAAAAUCUUGCUAAGCUUCUGACCAGGAUGUACUUAAAGUCAGAAGUCAUUGGCGAUGGGAAUCAGAUUGAGAUUGAAAUCCCUCCGACCAGAGCAGACGUUAUCCAUGCAUGUGAUAUUAUAGAAGAUGCAGCUAUUGCCUAUGGAUAUAACAACAUUCAGAUGGCUCUCCCAAAAACAUACACCAUAGCUAAUCAAUUUCCCCUUAAUAAGCUCACGGAACUUCUAAGACAUGACAUGGCAGCUGCCGGCUUCACCGAAGCACUUACAUUUGCUCUGUGCUCCCAGGAAGAUAUUGCUGACAAACUUGGUUUGGAUAUCUCUGCAACAAAGGCAGUCCAUAUAAGUAAUCCUAAAACAGCUGAAUUUCAGGUGGUGCGCACUACCCUUCUUCCUGGCCUCCUAAAGACCAUAGCAGUGAAUCGGAAGAUGCCUCUUCCUCUUAAACUGUUUGAAAUCUCUGACAUUGUAGUAAAAGAUUCUAGCAGAGAUGUAGGUGCAAGAAACUGCAGGCAUCUCUGCGCUGUUUAUUACAACAAGAAUCCUGGGUUUGAGAUCAUCCAUGGGCUGCUGGACAGAAUUAUGCAGCUGCUUGGCGUGCCUCCCGGAGAAAAGCAGGGGGGAUAUGUGAUAAGAGCGUCCGAAGGCCCUGCUUUCUUCCCUGGGCGGUGUGCUGAGAUCUUUGCCAGGGGCCAGAGUGUUGGGAAGCUGGGUGUCCUGCAUCCUGAUGUCAUCACCAAGUUUGAACUGACCAUGCCCUGCUCCUCCCUGGAAAUCGACAUUGAGCCCUUUCUGUGAAGAUGGGUCUCUGCCGUGUGGUUCUCUCUCCCAGUGUCCCUUUCUCCUCCCCGGCGUCCUUUAGUUGUUAAAUAGACCGAAAGCACAGUCUCCUCGUGGGUAAAUCCCGCACAUUCCCCGCAUCAGGCCAGCUCGUGUGAAAACGAACGUGCUGUUUGGGAGAGUCCAGUAGCCGCGGGGUGCGCCAGCAGAGGGCGGGGCCGUCCUGAAAUUCAGGCGCUGCUCGGACACGGAGCCUCGCGCUGUGGGCAGUGUCCCUGCUGCGGAGCAGGGCCUGUUUCCCCAGUGACGAGACGAGGUGGCCGAUCAGAGCACACUGACCGAGUGGGUCACGAUGGGUUUAGUUUUCAUUUUCUACGUUUACAGGUGUCCAUCCUUGGGAAACAAUGCAGCAUUUUUAGAAAACCUUUUAGAAGCGGUGAUGGUCUAGUAGUUACAGCCUCUGAAACCAUUUUAAACUGAAGCAAAAAUCUACAACACAAGUAUUCAGGAUACUUGAGGGUACGACUGGAGGUGUUUUACUCUGUGUCUGAUACGCAGAUCUGUCUGCCAGGAGCCAACAAGGGUGUGUGGAUGUCGGUGCGGUGUGAACACUAGGAAAAACGAAAACCAUUGUUGCCCUAGGCCAUACAUUUUGCCAAAAUCAUUAUUAUAAAAUCAGAGUUUUAAAUAAUUGAGCUACUAGUUUCUGUCUUAUUUUAUAGGGAGGCAUUAGAUCUCCGAAGUUAAGCUUCUGCAGUCUGCCUUGGUGGACCUCCUAAUUUACUUUAAUACUUUGUUCUAGGAUCAUCCUGUAAGUAUCAUCUAUUGAAAAAAGCUGGGGCUAAUGUUGGAGAAAAGUGCUCAAUUACUAUUGAAAUGAUAUGAAAUGCAAUAAAAUGUAAAACUUGAAAGUAAGUCAGGUAGAAAUAGCCAAGAAAGACAGACUGGAAUCAUUUAUGGAGCUUUUGCUGAGCCUACUUCUAAGGAGAAACGCCGUCCUGUUACUACCUGAGGGAGGGCAGCGGUGUCCAGCUGGGUGAGACCUGUGGACAGACUCCACCUGCCCCUUCUGUUCCCUUGUAAGCAGUUCCUUACAUUUUAAAACAUAAGAUAUGCUCAUAAAAAAUAAUGCUUGUCAAGAGGUUGGUAGCCAGCAUCCAGAAAGAUUUCUUACACCUUAAUAUAAAGACACCCCCCAAAAUGGACUAAAGAUUUGAACGGACAUUUCCCUAAAGAAAAGAAAUGAGCACAAGAAAAGGUGCUCAGCAUCACUGGUCAUGAGGCAAAUGCAAAUAAAAACCACAGAACAAAUUAAAAUGGCUGAAAUGGAAGAAACUGGUUGUACCAAGUGUUGGUGGGACUGGAGCAAUCAGAACUUGCAUUGCUGGUGGGAAUGUAAG